AUGGACUCGCCGAAGAGGGCACGGAAUCGUGCCGCCUGUAAACGCUGCCAGCGACGGAAAAUCCGCUGUGAUGGAAAUAUUCCCUCCUGCAGCUCCUGCUUAAAGGCUGGCGUUCCAUGCAUCAAUGAUGGCAAGCAGGAGGUUCACAGAUCGCACAUCGCAGGCAUGGAGAAUCGAAUCAAGUGGCUUGAGUCCAUUGUACAAAAUAGAUGCCCCGAUAUCGACUUAAGCUGCGGCCCUGGAAGCGCACGAGAAUCACUGGACGAUGGAAUGCAGACGGAAACGGUCAAUGAACCCACAGAACCUUACACCAGAGAUUACCACCAAGCAUCGCAUGACCCCCUUCAGGCAAGCAGAAACCCACAAAUUGAGGUUAGUCCACGGGUUGUGAUUACCGGGGACCAGGAAGCUUCACGCGCUUGUUCACAACCUGCAGUAAAUGAGGAAUCUCAUCAAGCGCACGAGAUCGGGCUCGUGUCCCUAUCUCCAGGAGGUGAGCGUCGGUAUAUCGGCCCCUCCAGUGGCUAUUUCUUUGCGAAACGGAUUCUCGAUAAUGCUGGUUGCCGUGGUGGCCCAAGGAUCUCAACGACUGCCGCCUUAGACUCUGCUCAUCUGUCUCUUGAGCUUUUAAAUACCCCAGCGGCAAUGCCGGUUCAGAAGCAAAGCACAAUUGAACUAACGACCAAAUACUUUCAAACAAUCCACCUUCUAUACCCCUUUCUACAUGAACAGAUGCAUAUGGACGCCAUCAACCGGGUUUACGCAUGUCAGGACAAGAACCCGCUGGAAACGUUCCAAGUUUAUAUGGUUUUGGCCAUCGCUUCUCUGAAUCUCUCACGCCAAUGCAAGGUGCGUCUCCCGGUUGAGGGAUAUUACGCGUCGGCGAUGAAGCAUGUCGACUAUGUCUGCAACCACGGUUCCGUGACGUCCCUCCAGUGCUUACUUCUCCUGAUGGUAUAUGCAUUAUACAAUCCGAGCUGCAAUAUCGACAUCUGGAAUCUCAAUUAUCAGUGCCUCGCGAGCGUGAUUGACCUGGGGCUUCAGCGUGACGUUCGAGCUUCUUCAACAUUACAAAUAUCGAUGUUCGAUCAAGAGAUGCGAACGCGUAUAUUCUGGGUUGUUUACACGUUCGAUCGAACAGUAUGCACUAUGAUGGGCCGACCGAUUGGCAUUAGAGACGAGGCCUGCGAUAUCAGGUUUCCCCUCGCGAUAUCGGAUCAUGACCUUAUCAAGAUUGGCAAGGAUACUCAGACGUACGGAGAGUCAACUUCCCACAUGUCGUACUCAAUCCACCUAUUUAAGUUAGCUCAGUUGAACUCGGAGAUAAAGUACAUCAUGCAUAGCAUCAACCGCAGCGUUCCAGCUUAUGCGCUCCCAGUCAUCCGAGACAUUCUAAGCUGGCAACAAGAAAUGGUCCAGUCCUUGGACAGCUGGUUCGCUGCAAUCCCUCCACAACCGCCCGGUGUCAGCGCGGAGAUAGUGCUCUUAUGCAAGGCAAAAUAUCACGAGACAAUGAUUUUGUUAUUACGGUCAAGUCCUGGGAUUCCAAACCCGUCUGACGCAGUCCUUGACGAAUGCUUCAACCAUGCCCUUGGUCUACUUCGAAAGUUCAGCGAGCUCUACACGAUAGGGAGUCUCCUUUACAGCCGACUAGCUGUGCACUCAAUCUUCGUCGGUGCCCUGGUAAUGCUUAAUUGCAUAUGGAAACUGCCAGCGGCAGCCGCGAGGGUCCCUGUGGACGAGUUGAUCUCGAACUUCAAUACCACACAGAAUAUCCUCAGUGGCAUCGGCGAGCACUGGUCUGAGGCUAUGAGAGCGCGCGAUUGCGUCAAAGAGCUAUCCACCGCGACGAUUCAGAGGCUAUUGAGAACGCAGCCAGGUCAACCACAGUCAUCUACGUCACAGCCAUUAUACUAUCCUAUCCACAGAAGUACUGGUCAAGCUGCGAUAGAAGGGCACGCAGAUGUUCAUGGAGCCGCAAUUCACGUGACUCAUAGCGAGCUAAAUACGGGUUUCGAUCCAUCUGCUUCCAAUUCUGAGUUCUCAAACCUGUUUGAUGAUUUCCUGCAGGGCGAUUUUAUGGGUUAUAGCGGAAUGUCUGAUAUUGAUGGGCUCAUGUGGGAGAUAUUUAACAGCGCUGCACCAUGA
Molecule: messenger RNA, 2148 nt
Organism: Aspergillus nidulans FGSC A4
Lineage: Eukaryota; Fungi; Ascomycota; Eurotiomycetes; Eurotiales; Aspergillaceae
Exons: 4
Coding region: 1-2148 (715 amino acids)
Biological process (GO): DNA-templated transcription; regulation of DNA-templated transcription
Cellular component (GO): nucleus
Molecular function (GO): DNA-binding transcription factor activity, RNA polymerase II-specific; zinc ion binding; DNA binding
Source: RefSeq, a predicted model, not a curated record